ACUUUUGGUUCUCCUCGACCCAGCCAGCCGCCAUCUUUGAGUUGGGCUUGUGGGAUUGGAUCUCUGUCGCUCCGUGAGCAGCUGGUCCCUUGGAAUGGAUGUCUGAUCAUAGAAGUCUAAUAUUCAGCGUCCUGGAGAAAACAAGAUCUGCCUUGAAGUCGAAAGGUCCCUCGGCUGUCUUUCCUCCCUCAUCAAAGAUGGCCAGUCAGGCGUCAACAACUCCUUUGAAGUUACAAGGGAUGACUUGUUGAGUAACGGAGGGAGCGAUUUACAUUUGGAAAUGAAGUCUCAUACUAUUUUGUUGGUACAACCUACCAAGAGGCCUGAAGGCCGAACUUAUGCUGAUUACGAAUCAGUGAAUGAAUGUAUGGAAGGAGUUUGUAAAAUGUAUGAAGAGCAUCUGAAGAGAAUGAAUCCCAACAGUCCCUCCAUCACAUAUGAUAUCAGUCAGUUGUUUGAUUUCAUUGAUGAUCUGGCAGACCUGAGCUGCCUUGUGUACCGAGCGGACACUCAGACAUACCAGCCCUAUAACAAAGAUUGGAUCAAAGAGAAGAUCUACGUGCUUCUCCGUCGGCAGGCCCAACAAGCCGGCAAAUAAUCCAAGUGGCAGCCUUGGGGGGGAUGUGGGGAGGGCUUGGAAAACAGGUGUGUACAGCGUGCUGUAGUGAGAGCUUUGUAUUAUAGAAGUCCUCUUUCCAUUUUGUUACAAUCUAGCCAAGGCUGAAUGUAUUAGAUUUUUGUCUUGUUCAAUCUGAAGCCCCUGUCCCUCCCUACUUUCUUUUUCUUUUUUACUAAAAAGUAGCUGAAAAUUUGUCUUCACUCAGUUAGCACUUGGUUACAGUUCUUCCCAGCUGUUCAUAUCUGCUUCAUAAUGUUCAUUGUACUUAUACCCUUCUGUGUGAAGGUUUUCCAAAAUUUAGUUACGUCCUCAAAACUCAAAGGCUUAGUAGAAAAUACAAUAAAUGCUCUUUAGUUAAGCUUUC
Messenger RNA from Sarcophilus harrisii (Tasmanian devil), 983 nucleotides. RefSeq names its product ERH mRNA splicing and mitosis factor (gene ERH). The record is from RefSeq and is a predicted model, not a curated record. Lineage: Eukaryota; Metazoa; Chordata; Mammalia; Dasyuromorphia; Dasyuridae. The transcript has 5 exons. Bases 281 to 598 code for a protein of 105 amino acids.